UUGCCUACUGAAAAUGAAAUAUGCUCCCUAUAUCUAUGUUUGUUACUCUGAGGCGUAACCUCAACUUUUGCAUCAUUGAAAUAACAAAAAUACGCAGCUUCUGAAUUCGAUACGGACCUGGUGGACUACGUCGUCAGCACCGCAGGCGUCGGCGCCUCGACGCGAUCAGCUGUCGUAGCCUGGACUCAACAGGUCGGCAUGCUCUGGACCGGUGACUCUCGCUGGUGCUCCGCGAUCAUAAAUGCCUCUUCGGAGAGGUCGCGCCAAGGCCAGACCCACGUCUGACCCUCUGACAGCCUGUUUAGACGCGAACGGAACCUACAUCUGCACCUCUUUUAACCCCCGUUGCUACAUUAUCCAGAAGGUUACUACUACACAGCCACAAUCAAGUAGCGCAAUAGAAACGGUGGAAUUUAAAAGAGAAGAGGAUUCACACUCUUCUACAAAUAGCAACCCAACGCAUGAGCUUAGACAACCUGAGUCUUCUUCUGACGGUAUGUUUUUAUAUGCUACACGUCCAAUCUGCUGCACUGAAAAAUAUUUUUUCAUAACUAUGCACUAAGAUUUUUUUUUGGUUCAUAAUUUCCAAUAUCUUUGUUCUUAGUUUUCGCAGUUAACAUCUCAAAAUGAGAUGAAUGAAAAUAUCUUUCCGCCUUGAAUACGAAAAUUUAUUGUUAUACUGCAUUGAACCUCUCAGCACGAGUAUACGAUCCAUGCAAUUUGAAGGCAAAAACCAAGGAAUCUAGUAAAAAAAAAUAUUUUUCUGAAACUUGGCAACACAAAAAAAUGAAACUGAGAUCAUAUAUUGCUAUGAAGAUACUGAAUACAAUAUUUUUUAACGCAAAGUCCUAGGUCUCAUAACGGGUGUUUUUUUUCGAGGUAUAUAACUUUAAGUUGGCAUUACUGUUCAGGAUG
Harmonia axyridis is the source of this 915-nucleotide messenger RNA. RefSeq lists its product as uncharacterized. The transcript has 2 exons. Bases 242 to 562 code for a protein of 106 amino acids. NCBI's taxonomy places the organism in Eukaryota, Metazoa, Arthropoda, Insecta, Coleoptera, Coccinellidae. The record is from RefSeq and is a predicted model, not a curated record.